GUUCCUCCUCUUCUGUUCUGGCUUUACUGACAACUCCAGCGGAUCUCUCCAUCAUCAGACAUUUUCGCUCUCUUUGAUGCACAGCGACGUGUGUAGCGCACCAGAAGACCGACUCGAUAUAAGUUGGAUUAUCUUUGAGGUUGUUUGGACUGUUUGAAGAGGCUGUUAGGUGGGAACGGUUGCUGUCUUAUGAGAUGGAAUCAUCACCUCUGGCAACAUCGUAAGGACAGACAGACGGGACAACUUGCUCCAUUCAGUGGCAGGUUGGACUCCUAACCUCUAAAGAAAAUAUUUCUCAGUGACAGCGCCGGCAUCGUGCGUGGCCUUAUUUCCCAUGGACCUCAGGGUGGGAGAGAGGGGGAUGCGUCCCGGUUCAGACACAGCGCUCCUCACACCGCUUCACCCACCUCUGCUCCUCGCACCUUUCUCCCCACAACCCCGCACCUCUCUCUCCCAUCAGCAACUGCACCAGCAAAUCCGGUUUAAUAUGGAACAGAGGAGGCGUGAACAGGAGCACCAUGAGAAACAACAGGAGUUGCAGCAGCUAAAACACAAAGACAAGAGUCAACAGAGUGCAGUGGCGAGUUCCCUAGUGAAACAGAAACUCCAGGAGGUGAUUCUUAAGAAACAGAAACAGGCAGCAUUGGAAAGAACAAACUCUAACACUCUGACUGCAUCUUCUGUUGCAUACAGAAAGCUGGGCCCAGACCCCAACGCAUCUUCCCAGCCCCUGGUCUCAUCUCCAUCACAGCCACCCUCUGAGGGUUCAGAGGGGACGCCGCUGCGCAGAGCAGCAUCUGAACCAAAUCUGAAGGUGAAACACAAACUGAAGAAACACCUAAACACCCGCAAGAGUCCGCUCACCCGCAAAGAGAGUGCCCCGCCCACCAUCAAGCAUAGAGUACCGGACACACUGGACUCGUCCCCCAGCAGCAGCAGCACUCCAGUCUCUGGCUGCAGUUCUCCCAAUGACAGUCUGCCCAAUGAAAAUGGGCUACUGCCAUCUGCAGGCAGCCUCUCACAUGAGGCCCAGAAGCUGCUGCUCAGAGAUGGCACUCUAGCUAACUUCACCAUCCACAGUCACUCCACUCUACCCACCAUCACACUGGGACUACCAGCCAACUCAAGGGCUGAAGGAGAGCUAUCUUCUCUUAAGGUUGGCCGGGUUCCCGUUGUCACUGCUGGGGGCUCGCCAGUCUUCUUCCCCCUUAGCAGAGACGAUCAGGCUGGGCAAAUCAACCCUAAUUUGCCUGUCAUCAUCCUGGAGCCCUCUGGACUGGUACACACUCCACUACUCACUGGCUUAGAUUCUGUACCCCUACAGUUUGCACCCCAGUUAGAUCACCUGUCUCCUGGAGGGGCCCAGGCCCACAAGCCCUUGAGCAGAACACGCUCAGAACCCCUACCGCAGAGCACCCGCGCCCUUCACACACACCUGCUCCAGCAACAGCACAACACGCAGCUAUUGGAGAGGCUAAAACAGCAGACUCACCUGGGCAAGCUGAUGUCUAAGUCCAGCGAGAAGCCCAGACUACAUCAAAUCCCUUCUGAGGACAUGGACUCAGAAGAUGGCGGUGGGACGUCACCCACGGAGUCAACUUAUCACAGCAGACUUAGGGCGGAGUCACUGAGAGAGGUGGAGCCAUCAGUAUCCAAGACCCACGAAGAGCAAAUCAACCUGCAGCAUGCACUCAUUCUCAAUCAGUCAUUGCUAUGGGAACAGCAGAAACAGCUGCAGCAGCUGCAUCGACAAAUGGAGACCCUAGCAGUACCCAUGAUUCGGGGCAGCAGCAGCAGUGGGGUUGGUGGCACUGGUUUGGGUGUCCAUCACCGUCCCUUGUCACGAACACAGUCAUCCCCAGCUUCCACCUCUCUCACUCUGCCUGAGAAAUCGCUGAGCCUGGCUACACAGGACACAAGCAGCAAACCCCGCUUCACCACUGGCCUUGUGUAUGACUCUCAAAUGCUAAAACAUCAGUGUACAUGUGGGGAUAACAGCAGUCACCCAGAGCAUGCUGGGAGGAUACAGAGCAUCUGGUCACGACUACAGGAGAGAGGCCUCAGGGGACAGUGUGAGAGUAUUCGGGGUCGUAAAGCUACUCUGGAGGAGCUGCAGUCCGUUCAUACAGAGCGCCAUGUGCUGCUAUAUGGCACCAACCCACUCAACAGGCUCAAACUAGAUAAUCGCAAGCUGGCCGGAAUCCUCUCUCAAAGGAUGUUUGUGAUGUUACCAUGUGGAGGUGUGGGGGUUGAUAAUGACACCAUCUGGAAUGAGUCGCACACCUCCACAGCGUCACGCAUGGCAGCAGGUAGCGUUGUGGAGUUGGCAUUCAGAGUGGCCAAAGGAGAACUUAAGAAUGGCUUUGCUGUGGUCAGACCGCCGGGGCAUCACGCAGACCCCUCCAAUCCAAUGGGUUUCUGUUACUUCAACUCUGUGGCUAUUGCUGCCAAGCAACUCCAGCACAAGCUCAGUGUCAGCAAAAUCCUCAUUGUUGACUGGGAUGUUCACCAUGGUAAUGGCACCCAGGAAGUGUUUUACAGUGACCCCAGCAUUCUCUACAUCUCGCUUCAUCGCUAUGAUGAUGGAAACUUCUUCCCUGGCAGCGGGUCGCCAGCUGAGGUUGGUUCUGGAGCUGGUGAGGGCUUCAACGUGAAUGUGGCGUGGACAGGAGGACUAGACCCACCGAUGGGAGAUGCCGAGUACCUCGCUGCAUUCAGGUCUGUGGUGAUGCCCAUUGCCCAGGAGUUCUCCCCGGAUGUCGUUCUGGUGUCAGCUGGGUUUGAUGCUGCUGAGGGAAACCCAGCUCCUCUGGGAGGAUACAAGGUCUCCGCAAAGUGUUUUGGCUUCCUGACCCGCCAGCUGAUGUCUCUAGCAGGAGGUCGUCUGGUUUUGUCCCUUGAGGGAGGUCACGACCUUACUGCUAUCUGUGACGCAUCUGAAGCCUGUGUCAGUGCACUCUUGGGAAUACAGGACCCACUGUCAGAAGAUGUUCUCCUUCAGAAGCCCAAUGCUAAUGCAGUCCGCUCCUUGCAGGCUGUCAUACAGAUACAAAGUCAGUACUGGCAGAACCUGAAGGCCUGCAGUGGAUCGGUGGGUCUGUCGUACCUGGCUGCUCAGAGUAGAGACUGCGAGGAAACAGAUGCUGUUAAUGCCUUGGCCUCGCUCUCUGUGGGAGUCCUUCCUAACAAGAGCCUUCCCGAUGAGCCAAUGGAGCAUGACAGCGACUCCAUGUAGGAGAAUCCAACCAAUCCCUUCACAGCUCACUUUCAGGAACUGAGCACCAGCUAUAGCGCCGGCUCUUCUGUGCUGUCACAUGAACAUGAAGGGGACAUGGUUAUAAUUCCACUAAGCCCAACCCAUUUGCCUUCUCCACACACCACCCCACAACACACACAAUGCUGAACCUCUUCAAACAUGCCGUUACGAGCACCUCAAUGCUGGUAUCCACUGGGCUGACACCAGCAGCACUACCUGCAGCUGAGAAACCUUCUGAAACCUCACCAUAGAGCAAUACAAGUUGACUUUAAUAUAUGUCUGCUGACUGACAUCGGACUGUGUGUGGGUGCGUGUGUGUUGAGAGGUCCAGUGCCACAGCGCUGUGACCACAAACCUUUUAAAAACAGACUAUGGAGCUCUGCUCUGAUUCUUCUUGAAGCACUAUGUACCAGCAUCUGUUUUGUUGCCUUAAUGUUGCCUUAACAUGAAGACUGACAUCAGGUUUCAAAGGAGGAGACUGUGGAUUAUAAAUACUGUUCUCUUCUACCACAUUGCUUCCCAUUUCAAAGUUGAAGCAAAUGCAGACCAAACUGGAUGCACAAUGAUGCAGAAUGAACCUACUGUAUGACAUCAGGUAAAAAGCAUACAAGCUUAUUCAACGCCAAGAAGUGGCCACAUCAUAAAGAAUACAGAAGAACGAAUAUCAAAAAAGACAAGGGUUGUCUGUUUCAAUGAUGUCAUUACAUGCAGUUUAACCACUAAUAGAAGACAACAACAAACUCAAGGAAAAUAGAGAACAUGACAAAAUGCACAACUGUGGUUUUGUUGAAACAAACAAAAAAGGACUAUUGUCCUUAGCUGUUUUAUUGCACUGUUCAUUCCAUAAUGUGAACCAUAACAAAUUCCAGAGCUCUGGGAAAGAAAAAACAAACAAUUCCUCUGUAAAUUAUUUAAUAGGUUUUUUUCUUUUUGAAGAUUUGGAUGAAAAUGGUGUUUGUGAUAUUUUUCCCACUCUUCAUCUGAGAUGUCUUAUGAAGUCUCUGACUCACUCUAUUGACACCUAAUAGUCACAAUACCGUAGAGGAAGUUGGCAAGAUUUUAAGAGCAAUAUUGUUUUCCACUGCUGUGUCUUAGAUUCACACACAUAUACAAACCUACACACACUUACAAAGCAAUGAUGAACUGUUGACAUACCACUAGUAUUGAAUACUGUAUAUUGUUUGAAUUUGAGAUGAAAGAAGUGUUCAUUCCACCAUAGCACCACUGAGGACCAUUGUAUUGUUCUCUAGUAGCAAUACUGUUAAUGCACUUAAUGGACAUCACCCAAAGAAAAUUGCCUUAAUAUAGCCUGCACUUGGCUUGGAAGCAACAUGAGGGACCAGUAUGAAUACUACUCUUACAGUGAGUCUGUAUGUAAAAGACAAUAUUUGAACCUGUGGAUUUAGGUGGACAUCACAUGUGCAGUCUUUUGUAUACUGUUUGAUUUGUUGAUGAGCACAGUGACCUGACCUGGUCUGAAUGUUUUGCUCAUCAGUCUAAAUAAGGAAACAGUUUGUCGUAUUUUGUGUGUUGUUGGGAAGUAUUUUAUAUAUAUAUAUAUAUAUAUAUAUAAGUCUUGAACUAUAUAUAUAUAUAUAUAUAUAUAUAUAUAUAGUUCAAGACUCUUCUCUGUAAUACUUCUUAGUAGCAACUCUUCUUGUUGUACAAUCACGUCUAGACGACGCCAAGCUACGAGAUCACAUCAGUCUGUCAUCUAGCUGAUAUUAGUAGUAGAGAUAAUGUUGAUUCCUCAUUUGAAGAAUUGUUUUUUUAUGACCGUCCUGCUACAUGGGCACAUAAGGGCUCUGCAUUCCAAAUGAAAAAGUGUUUCUUAGUUUGGAUAUUUUUGUGUCAUUUUCGUUUUGUUCUUAGUAGGUUAGACUAGUACUGAUGGCUGUAGAAAACAGCUUCAGAUGGAUGAGUCUACUUUGUGGCCGACUAUUUACAUUUCUUCACUAAAUUAAAUUCUAAUUUGACUAUUUGACUAGUUUAGCUUUCCUGUGAGUUUUCACAUUCACUGUUGGACUUGUCAAACCAACAAAAUUUAAACUUGUGGUUUCGACACGUGGUGUUUUGUACAUGAAUUUAACUGGUUUGCUUUAAUCAGACCAUAAACACUGUCUGCCCAGCCUCAGAGCUUAUCUUAAACAAAAAGUAGAUACCAAAACGGAAGAAUUUACCAUUGCAGAGGUCCCAUUGUUGUUUCAGCCCUGCUUUAUCCUAUAGCAGAAAUUAUUGAGGACAUGUUGCGUGGAGGGUCACUCUGUUAUGAGUGCAGCUGUAUGUCAUUCUUGUGUUGUUUAUAGUAUUCUUAGUAUCAAGUGACAGCACAAACGAUAUGCUGUGUCAGUCUCAUGCAGCAUGUCUGACAGAUGCAUGUGGUGUCUAUGAAGUAAAUGCUGUCCGUGUGAGUGGCUGUGUGCAUGAGGGUCUUGCUGAUUGUGUGUACACUAGUACAUACAUAUGUACUAGUGUACAUGUUCAUGUGUUUUGUGCAUUUAUUUGUAAGUGUUUAAGUGAUUGUGUGUCUGUUGAAUCCUGUAAAUGACUCCUGUAUUAUAUUCCCAGUGACUGUUCUAUUAUGUAGAGGCCAGUAUUGCCUCAGAUCUUAAUUCCCUUUAUUACUGAUGUAAUUUGUACCUUCUUCUUAAAGAAAGACACUGUAAAUAGAAACUCCUAGACCAAAAUACACAUCACACAUGUGCCUUGAUGCAUUAAGUAGUAUGUGUAUUGGUAACUCUUAACUAACUGGACUUACAGUAGCUCUGUAUCUCUAAACAUGACUUUGAAAUCUUUGUUUCAUGUUGUUUUUUAUUAUUAACUUGUAUGUGUUAUUUUUCUUUCACAUUUCCUACUAUGUGUAUGUAUAGAAAGAUUUGUCUAUUUUGUACUUUUUGUCUUUUCCUCUUGAUUAAAAAAAAAUAAUUUCUAGUAUAA
This is a messenger RNA of Mugil cephalus (flathead mullet), 6193 nucleotides long. It is a transcript of the gene hdac7a, whose product is annotated as histone deacetylase 7a. The transcript is spliced from 26 exons. Gene Ontology annotation, molecular function: histone deacetylase activity. Gene Ontology annotation, biological process: negative regulation of transcription by RNA polymerase II; chromatin organization. The record is from RefSeq and is a predicted model, not a curated record. Gene Ontology annotation, cellular component: histone deacetylase complex. NCBI's taxonomy places the organism in Eukaryota, Metazoa, Chordata, Actinopteri, Mugiliformes, Mugilidae. Bases 335 to 3235 code for a protein of 966 amino acids.